Schizophyllum commune H4-8 is the source of this 838-nucleotide messenger RNA. RefSeq lists its product as uncharacterized. The record is from RefSeq and is a predicted model, not a curated record. Gene Ontology annotation, cellular component: mitochondrion; large ribosomal subunit. The coding region runs from base 37 to 477 and encodes 146 amino acids. The transcript is spliced from 2 exons. Lineage: Eukaryota; Fungi; Basidiomycota; Agaricomycetes; Agaricales; Schizophyllaceae. Gene Ontology annotation, biological process: translation. Gene Ontology annotation, molecular function: structural constituent of ribosome.
GAUCACUCUCGACGUCGUCGACCGCGUCGGUGAACAAUGGCUUCGACGAUGCUGGCGUGCGCAAGGCAACAACGGCGAACUUGGUUGCGCGUGACGCGCUCAUUCGCGACAGCGACCCCGAGCAUAGCGCCUGAACCGACGCCGGGGGCGUCUCACAUAUCUCCCCCCGUCGCUGCGCAGACUCCCUCGGGGUCGGAGCCAUUGACGCACUACAAGAUCACGUCGCGGCGCUCAGCAUGGGGCCUCGGAGACAGGAUUAAGGGCACCCUCGUUGCACUCGGUCUGCACAAACGCAACCAGACAGUCUACCACGCACACGCGCCAGACAUCGCGGGCAAGAUCCUCGCGGUGAAGGAACUCGUCGAGGUGGAGAACGUGCCUGCGUCUGCGGUCAGGACGAAGCAACAGCAACGCCACGAGCGCGCGUCACCGAGGGGGUACAAGGUGGUGGGCACGAAGCAGGGCGCGUGGCUGUAGGGAGGACGCUAGACGUUCAACGGCAUACCGCCUUCCUAUGCUAGAGAUCGUCGCAUAUAUGCGUACAUUAUGCACUGCGCUGGAGCAUGCAACUGCCCAGCCGGCCCAUAUUGCGACCGACGCGCGCUCCUCAACGCGCGAGGGCCAUACAGCAUCAUUGUCCUGUAGCCGAGGCAGAUGGGGCAACUUCUCAUCACGCCUUCGACUAUGCAUAUCAAUACAUCCACCUCCGCUCUUGCCUGAUACUCCUGUCCCCAUACCAGAAGAACUACGAAAGGGCGAUUGAAACCCGUCAUCUGCCGUGAAUGCCCCUCAAUAAAGCAUCUACAAUGACUUGCACGGGUCCACCGCAGUAAUAAGG